This is a messenger RNA of Anneissia japonica, 852 nucleotides long. RefSeq lists its product as uncharacterized. Lineage: Eukaryota; Metazoa; Echinodermata; Crinoidea; Comatulida; Comatulidae. Gene Ontology annotation, cellular component: ribonucleoprotein complex. Gene Ontology annotation, molecular function: single-stranded RNA binding. Gene Ontology annotation, biological process: retrotransposition. The record is from RefSeq and is a predicted model, not a curated record. The transcript has 2 exons. The coding region runs from base 1 to 852 and encodes 283 amino acids.
AUGGCAACAACUAGAUCAACCAAAUCAAAACGUGGAAUCGAGAAACCUAGCAUCAACGGAGGCAAGUCCGACCUAGGCCUUAGCCCACAACUGGAUACGAGCGGUCCUGAAUCAGCAACGGCAACUGCGACACCGGGAACGCCUUCGACUCAACAAGAGCUGGGCCCGCUACACAAUCUCCUGUCGGACGAUCCCCAAUUGAUCGCCAUCGUUGCAACGAGCAUCAGCAACCACAUAUUAUCAUCUCCUGAACUGUUCCAAAAAAUCGUUAAAGCUAAACGUAUUAUCGAUCAGGUUAGUGAUCAUGUUUAUGAAAGCGUUGCCUAUGACAACGAGUCAACUGCGGGCGACAUUGCCAGCCUUCGUGAUCAAAAUCACAAGCUCCUAGCCGAAAAUCGCGAUAUCGUGGACAAGCUAGAUGAACUAGAACAAUACAGUAGGCGUAACUGCCUGCUUCUUCAAGGUGUUCCAGAGUCCAAUAACGAAAACACGGACUCUUUGGCUCUUGAUGUUAUUAAUUCCAGGAUUAAUAGUGAGGUUGAUCUGUGUGAUUUUGAUCGCACCCACCGAUUAGGCAGAAGAAAAGUUUUUGAAAAUAAACCUAAACCAAGACCCAUCAUCGUCAAAUUCACCUCUUACCGUACCCGCUCAGCAGUCUUUCGUAACAAAAAAUCUCUUAAGCAUUCUGGUUUCUCAAUUACUGAGAAUCUUACAUCUAGAAGAUUAAAGCUCCUACAUGAAGCACUAAGAAGCGAGACUGUAUGGUCUAUGAAUGGGAGGAUUUACUGCGUGACGAAGAAGAGCAUGAAGAAAGUCGUUAUCAAGUCCGAAUCCGAACUCCGUCAUCUCUGA